CUGGAAAUACAAGAACAUUUGAAUUCAGAAAUAACAAAGGAGACACUCGUUUUUCUAAAGCGCUUUUUAGUGAAUGUAAAUAAAUAAAAUUUUAAAAAUUAACAAAGGUGUUUAGUGAAGAUUAAGUAACAAAAUAAUAUUUGAAAAUGACUAAGGGCAGUAAUACAUGUGAGGAUGAUUCCGAAACUGUGCUUGUGUCUGAUAUAUUGGAGACUUCCGGUAAAUAUCAAAUAUGUCAGUAUUUUUAUCUAUGUCUCCCUGUGGUUUUCGUUUCGAUGAUCAACGUGAACUAUAUAUUCGUCGCAGGCGAAGUUAACUAUAGAUGUAAAAUACCAGAAUGCGAGACAAAUUUCUCAUAUAUCGCACCUUGGUGGCCGAUCACCCAUGUCGAUGAGUGCACCAAGCCGAUAUUAAAUACAACUAGUGUACCAUACAACGGGUGUACCAAUGAUAGUUUUACAUCCGCAACUGAGGAAUGUACUGAUUGGAUUUACGAAAACCACGAUACAAUCACAUCUGAGCUCAACCUUGCAUGUCAACCUUGGAAACGUAGCUUGGUUGGGGCUGUUCACAGCAUCGGUAUGGCUUUUGCCAUGCUUAUUACUGGGUGGCUGUGUGAUGUCAUUGGGCGUAAGCCAGCUGUGAUUAUCAGUUCCAUGGGAUGUUUCGUAGGAAACUUGAAGACUCUUGCGACGUCUUAUACGAUGUACAUUUUUCUUGAAUUUCUAGAAGCAGCAAUUUCUGGAGGAGCUUAUACAGCUGGAAAUGUAUUACUGAUAGAAAUCGUUAACAAAAAAAACCGAAUGCUAUCAGGAGUAUUGUUUGCAUAUGCUAUUUAUAUGGGUGAAGCAAUGUUUGCCGUUAUUGCAAUGUUCGUACCCUAUUGGAAAUCUCUCGUGCACAUAAUUUGUACCCCUGCAAUAUUGUUUCUUGUUUACAUAAUAACUGUACGAGAAAGUCCACGGUGGCUUAUAUUAAAUGGAAAAUUGGCUGGAGCGAAAAACACGCUUAAGGAAAUGAUAAAAAUGAACAAUAUUAAAGCUAAUGUUGAAGAAUUAGAUCGCAUGAGCGAAGAUGAGCUGAAAAGGGCGUAUAAUAUUAAAACUGACGGAAAAAAAGAGGGUUUUAAAGAAGUAUAUAAGUGUAAAGAAAUCUUAAAGAGAUUUCUCGUCGCAUUCGAAUGUAGGUUUACGGUUGCUUUCAUUUACUAUGGUCUCAUAGUGAACUCCGUUUGGUUACCAGGAGAUAAAUACAUCAACUUCUUGCUGGGAGCGAUAAUGUCAUUUCCUGGCGAAUUAAUAUCUAUGUACAUAAUGAAUAAAUUUGGAAGACGUUUGCCAUUGAUUUAUGGUUAUUUAUUUUGUGGGAUAGCUUGUGUGGCGUACGGAUAUGUGCCUCAAUCAUAUACAGGAUUGAAGAUAUCAUUUUUUCUCAUUGGCAAGCUGUUAGCCUCCGCUUGUUACACGGGAAUCGUAACCUACACGAUGGAACUCUUCCCUACAAGUGUACGGGGUUCGUUGCUUGGUCUGUGCACUCUCGCUUCCUGCGCGGGUAAUAUGCUGGGCCUUUUGACACCGAUGCUGGCUUCAAUUUCUUCAGUAUUAGCCGCAAUUUGCUUCUGUUUUACAGCGGUGAUUUCAAGCGCUCUUUUAAUCUUAACUCCCGAGACAAGAGACCUACCAUUGAAAGAUACGAUAGAACAAAUCGCUAACAGCGCUAAAAUUGCUAAACAUAAAAAUAGCGGCGAAGAUAACGUUGCUUAUGAUGAUCAGAAAUUAUAAUUCAAACUAUUAUAUUAUAUCACUGUGAAUAAUUAAUCGACUGCAACUGUCAUUUUUUAUAAUAAUUAUUAUUACAGAAAUAGUGUUUAUUAAAAAAAUACCAAUUACCACGUAAAAGUACUGAUUCAUAUUAUUGCUAAAGAUAUAAUAAAUAAUAUUUAGCAAAUUAUUUUUAUAUUAGUCAUUUCACAAAAAAAAAAAAUGAUUUAUACAAUUUUUGUGAUGAUGGACGUUAUAAAUUUAGAGAAGAAAUUGUUAUUCAUUAUACAAAAAUUAUGAAGCUUAUGCGGUUGUACAUUAUAAAUAUAAUGGUCACAUAAAGCAUUUGUACAUAGUUAUUAAUUAUCAUUAAAAGUAAUAUAUGACAAAGUACUUUUUUAAAUUAUUUC
Nymphalis io (European peacock) is the source of this 2170-nucleotide messenger RNA. RefSeq names its product organic cation transporter protein-like. NCBI's taxonomy places the organism in Eukaryota, Metazoa, Arthropoda, Insecta, Lepidoptera, Nymphalidae. The transcript has 7 exons. The record is from RefSeq and is a predicted model, not a curated record. Gene Ontology annotation, biological process: transmembrane transport. Bases 147 to 1781 code for a protein of 544 amino acids. Gene Ontology annotation, cellular component: membrane. Gene Ontology annotation, molecular function: transmembrane transporter activity.